Messenger RNA from Cantharellus anzutake, 543 nucleotides. RefSeq lists its product as uncharacterized. The record is from RefSeq and is a predicted model, not a curated record. The transcript is spliced from 2 exons. NCBI's taxonomy places the organism in Eukaryota, Fungi, Basidiomycota, Agaricomycetes, Cantharellales, Hydnaceae. Bases 1 to 543 code for a protein of 180 amino acids.
AUGUCUUUCCUAAGGCCAAGCAUCAGUUAUGCUUCUGGCAUGUACUUAAAGCAGUGGCUCUCAGUUUUGCGCCAUCAACCUGCUCCAUACAAUGCAGCAUGCACUAUUGCUGAGUUCCCAUUCAUCAAUCCGAUUUUUGUCCCUGUUUCCCAGAGAGAUCAACUCCCUGCUGAUGUGGUCCAUAAAACCAUUCUGCCAGCAAUCUCAACAUACACUAAAAAUUUGGGCACCCAGAGACAGGAUGCAGACAUAAAAGUUGUCCAUGCCUUUAUACCACGGAUUUCUUUCAAGAUUGGUGGCAAAUUGAUUGGCACAAACCUUCCUUCUACAUCACAACAAGUCAAGAAUGUAGUUGAGGAAGUGGCCAAAGGCCAAGAGGAUGGGGAUGGUGACAACUCACUACCUGGUGAUGUUAGGAAGCUUAUAACAAAAGCGCUUGUAAACCCGGCCAGUGAGAGCUUAGAGGACAUAGACGAGCUUGGCAUGGACGAUACAGAUGAAGAGGACGGUCCUGACUGGGUACUUGAAGUGGAUGAAAAGUGA